AUGGACUUAUUUCACAACACCUUUUGGUGCAAGAAGUCCAACCCCGACCGUAUGAGGUACAAUAUCACUGAAGUCAAUAUUGUACCGAUGAUGGUGAUUCGUCUCUUGUCAUCUGGCCUACUGGAUUCGGGUAAAUAUUCCCUAAAGACAAUCCGGAAUGCAUGGGCUGGCUCUGCGCCUCUCGACAAAAGCCUCCAAGCUCGCCUGAAAGAGCAUCUGCCAGCAGAGACUCCUUUCAAUCAAGCCUGGGGUAUGAGUGAAACUACAUGUAUAGCCACUAUGUUUUACUACCCAGAGCAAGAUUUGACAGGCAGCGUUGGGAGACUCCUACCCAAUUGUGAUGCAAAGCUAGUUGAUGAGAAUGGUUCUGACAUUAGUGGGCGAAGAGGUUCGGAUGGUACGUACCUUCGAGGGGAGCUCUGUAUACGAGGUCCCAUCAUCGUAAAUGGCUACUACAAAAAUAGUGAAGCCAAUGGUCGAGAUUGGGAUGGAGAGGGAUACUUCCAUACUGGAGACAUCGCAUACUGUGAUCCGGGUACGAGGAAGUGGUUUAUUGUUGCUCGAAAGAAGGAACUCAUCAAAGUCAGGGGGUUUCAGGUGGCUCCAACAGAGAUUGAAGGUGUGCUCCUCUUACAUCCAAAAAUCGUGGAUUGUGCAGUCAUUGGAGUUCAGAACAGUAUCGAAGAAUCCGAGCUCCCUCGAGCCUAUAUUGCGGUUCAGACCGGAGCCACCAUCACAGAGGUAGAAAUAAUCAACUUCAUCAAAGAUCGACUUGCACGAUACAAGCAACUCGAUGGCGGAAUCAGAUUUGUUGACCAAAUUCCUCGAAACGGGAAUGGCAAGAUUGAAAGAAAUAUUUUGAAGAAGAUGGCCAUAGAAAAGGAUUUGAGGACAAAACUCUAG
Molecule: messenger RNA, 903 nt
Organism: Exophiala bonariae
Lineage: Eukaryota; Fungi; Ascomycota; Eurotiomycetes; Chaetothyriales; Herpotrichiellaceae
Exons: 4
Coding region: 1-903 (300 amino acids)
Biological process (GO): secondary metabolic process
Molecular function (GO): CoA-ligase activity
Source: RefSeq, a predicted model, not a curated record